Messenger RNA from Cooperia oncophora, 624 nucleotides. NCBI's taxonomy places the organism in Eukaryota, Metazoa, Nematoda, Chromadorea, Rhabditida, Trichostrongylidae. The record is from the annotation of a GenBank genome assembly.
AUGUGGAACGCCGCAAGCAUGAUUUUCUUGAACCAUUUUUCCAGAUUAGAAGGACUGCCGAAUGAAAUUCUCCUAAAAAUUGUGGCUUAUUGUGACUUUACUUCGAAGAUGAACAUGCGAGCAGUUAAUCAUCGUUUCUGUGCGUUAGUGGAAAAGAGUGCUCACGCAGUCCGUCAUAACCUUAUUGGAGGUGUGGAAAUCAGGCGAGGCGAUGGAGAUGUGGAAGAUACGUUCGAUCGAGGUGUCGGUUUUAUUGACGAUUUUUAUGCGGUUCCAUGCGCUAGUCCGAGGACUUCUAGCAAGGAGUCAUUCAGACAUGUAUGCGUCUGCCAUUCACUGAAGCUCUGCGGAGUUCCAUUAGAUGAAGGCCUGGCCUCAGAUAUUCUCGACGCCUCGUUCAGAGCUGUCAGUGAUGUGAUCAUUGAUAAAGUGCACACCGUCACUGCCGAAACACUCGUGAAGUUGAUUGGUAAAGUGAGAAAUCUCUCAAAAUCGUUUUGGGUUCCUAUUUCUGAGAAGUUUGGUAAACUGAGGUUUGCAGUCAACCUCGCAGAUCCGUGUUGUUCUGCCUUUGAGCCCUCAACAACCUCAGCCCACCUUACUAGUCCACAGUCCAAAAGCUAG